This is a messenger RNA of Oryza brachyantha (malo sina), 1376 nucleotides long. RefSeq lists its product as uncharacterized. Bases 92 to 1057 code for a protein of 321 amino acids. The record is from RefSeq and is a predicted model, not a curated record. The transcript is spliced from 3 exons. NCBI's taxonomy places the organism in Eukaryota, Viridiplantae, Streptophyta, Magnoliopsida, Poales, Poaceae.
UCUCUCGUCUUCCUCCUCCGCUCGCCACCCAGAAAGCCGAGAGGCGAGCGCUACUCGCCACCGCGUGCGCCUCGCUUCGACGACAGCUAGCAUGGAGACCCUGUGCGAGAGGCGAGCGCACCAGCCGUGGAUGGAGGUCUUCGACGGCGUGGAGUUCGCGGCGCUGCGGAUGUGGCAGAGCGACACGUACCUCACCGCCGACGAGGACGGGCGAUCCGUCCACCACGUGAGCCUCCGCGGCGUCGCCUCGCACAGCGCGGUGUGGGCCGUGGAGAAGCGCCUCGCCGCCGGGACUCCCCCCAGGCGGUACUUGCUCUUCCGCGGCGCCUACGGCCGCUACCUCGGGGCUCGCGAGGACCACGAGGGCUGCUACGCCUUCUGCCCGCUCCGGACCGGCUCGCUCGUGGCCACGCAGCGCGACCGCGAUCAGGAGGAGGUCGACGCCAUCAUGUGGCGCGCGCUCGCGUGCUCCGGCUCCGAUGUCUUCGAGCACCACGAUGCCCGCGGCGUCGUCCUUCUGCACGACAGGUCCGGGCGCUACCUUCGCGGGAACAAGAAUCUCCUCGGUUGCCGCCACAGCGUCUCCAUCGACGACAACCUCAACGCCGAGAGGACGCUGCGCUGGGAGGUGCUCCCCAUCCCCACGCUCGACAGACCGGAGCUCCCGUUCGCCACCAAUCCCGACUUGGCCGAGACCCUCGACAGGUCGGCGUCGAGCACCUCCGGUCAGCGGCGGGAGAUCCGCUACGUGAAGGCCGAUGACGCCGGCAACUUCAGCGAGGAAGAGGGUGACUGGACUUCGUUUCAGUUCACAUCGAGGUCGGUGCAGAUCCUGAGAGAGGAGCUCGCGAACCGAGUGGAGUACGAGGUCACGCUGUGCGUCCGCGCCGGCCGCCAUGGUCACCUCACUCCUCUGCUCAUCAACCUGCCUCGCAGCGAGGAGACCCUGCACAUCGUCGUCCUCAGGCGCAACAGCGCAGCGGAUGAGCAGUUGAAAUUCCCAAAUCCGUAUGCAUUGCUGCCAGAUGAACCAGAGGAAGAAGUAACCUUGAUUUGAUGAAUCCUUUUGUGCUGAACUACUUCUGACAGGCUCAGGGAACUCGACAGAAGAUUAGUGUGCUGGUUAGAGGCAUAGAGUGGAAUUUUCUGUUCAACCGAUGCUAGAAGACAGUUUUAUGUUUGUUCUCAGCUGCAGAAUAACUGAAUGAAAAUUCUGUAGCUGUUAGGGUGACAAUUACUCCUGCCUAAGUAUGGAUUGAUAAUAACACUGUACUUAACUCAUGCAAUGCAGUACUGUUCAUGCAUUUUGAUUUGUGAUGAGUAAUUGCCGCAAUUGAAUCUCCUGAACCAUUCAGUGUGGAAUCUAGUUAGUUUAA